Molecule: messenger RNA, 5362 nt
Organism: Melopsittacus undulatus (budgerigar)
Lineage: Eukaryota; Metazoa; Chordata; Aves; Psittaciformes; Psittaculidae
Gene: COL5A3
Product: collagen type V alpha 3 chain
Exons: 66
Coding region: 8-5137 (1709 amino acids)
Biological process (GO): extracellular matrix organization
Cellular component (GO): basement membrane
Molecular function (GO): extracellular matrix structural constituent conferring tensile strength
Source: RefSeq, a predicted model, not a curated record
CCCAUCCAUGGAGCCGGGUCCGGUCCUCGCUCUGCUCGUGCUCCUCUCGCUGCCCGCGGCCCCCGCAGUGGAUGUGCUGCGGGCGCUGGGGAUGCAGCAUGGCCGCGAUGGCGUCUCCAUCACCACCGGGCUCUGCCCGCGGCGCCCUGGGACACCGGAGCCGGAUCUGGCAUUCCAUGUGGAUAACAGCACCCGGCACAGCGCGCCCACCCACCGGCUCUUCCCCGACCCCUCCUUCCCAUCGGACUUCUCCAUCCUGGCCACGGUGCGUGUGCGGCGCGGGACUCAUCCUGUCCUGCUCUCCGUGCACGACGAGCGCGGUGCUCAGCACCUGCAGCUGGGGCUCUCCCCCAUGUUCCUCUAUGAGGAUCAGGAUGGGACCCCUCCUCCGGAGCAGUAUCCCACCUUCCAUGGGCUCAACCUGGCUGACGGCAGGUGGCACCGCGUGGCGCUGGCCGUGGAGGGCACCAACGUCUCCCUCCUGGUCGAUUGUGGCCACGUGGCCACGAUGCUGCUGGGACCCCGGCCCCUGCUCAGCACCAAAGGGGUCACCGUGUUCGGGGGGCGCCUGAUGGAUGAGGAGCGCUUUGAGGGGGACAUCCAGCAGCUGCUGGUGCUGCCGGAGCCCGAGGCCGCCCGCUCCUAUUGCCAGCUCCAUAUGCCAGACUGCCAUCAUCCCCUGCGCUUCCCACUCCAAGCCCCAUUCCCGGAGGAUAGCAUCCCGGAGGAUCCCAUUUCUCCGCGUCGGAAAGGGAAGCGCAAGGGGAAAGGCAAGAAGAAGAGGAACAAGGAGGUGGCGGAGCAGGAUGAGGCCCCUGUGGUGCGCAGCCAGGACACUGGGAAGGAGCUGGAGCAGGAUGGUGCUGAGGACCUCAGCAACCGGGAUCCCAGGAUCGGGAAGCACUUGGGCUCUGCUGACAGGGAUGCGGCACUGAUCCCGGCUUCCCAAUGGCCCCCCCUCUUCCUCCUCAUGCAGGAGCCGGGAUUGAAGGGGGAAAAGGGGGAACGGGGAAGCAUGGAGCCGGGCCGUCGAUUGGAGGGGCCCCCAGGACCCCCAGGCCCUGCGGGAGAACCGGGCCCACCGGGAAUACCGGGACUCCCAGGGCUGCCUGGGGAACACAGGGAUCAGGGUCCCGCAGGACGGCCGGGACUGCCUGGAGCCGAUGGGAUCCGCGGGCCUGCUGGGACCGUCCUGGUGCUGCCGUUCCACUUUGGAGGAGAUUCCCUCAGGGCUCCCACAGUUUCCUUCCAAGAGGCUCAAGCCCAAGCGAUCCUGCAGCAGGCAAAGCUUGCCAUGAAGGGUCCCCCAGGUCCCAUGGGGCUCACCGGCCGCCCAGGCCCCCUGGGUCUACCCGGACACUCAGGCCUGAAAGGGGAUGCAGGGGAUGUGGGGCCACGGGGACCCCGCGGGAUGCAGGGAGCGCCGGGAGCACCGGGCAAGCUGGGCAGACGGGGCCGUGCUGGAGCUGAUGGUGCCAGGGGGAUCCCCGGGGAACCAGGCCCUAAGGGAGACAGAGGCUUCGAUGGGCUGCCAGGGCUGCCGGGGGAGAAGGGGCACAGGGGGGAUGUGGGCAAGGCAGGACCAGCAGGAACCCCUGGGGAGAAGGGUGCCAAGGGCUCCGAUGGCCUCCCUGGAGCCCGGGGACAGGCGGGGGAACCAGGCACCAGAGGCUUGAUGGGCUCCCGUGGCCCCCCCGGGCCCCCUGGACCACUGGGUACCAGUGGCAUUGACGGACCACCAGGACCUAAAGGCAACGUGGGAAUCCAUGGGGAGCCGGGAGCCCCAGGGCAGCAAGGGAACCCUGGUCCCCAGGGUCUGCCUGGUCCCCAGGGCCCCGUGGGGCUGCCAGGGGAGAAGGGCCUGCUGGGAAAGCCGGGAAUGCCGGGCAUCGCUGGAGCCCAUGGGCCCCCUGGGCAUCGGGGCCGGGAAGGGCCAGCAGGAGAGAAGGGCCUGCAGGGCCCUGUGGGUGCCCCGGGUCCCAUUGGCUACCCAGGAGCCCGUGGGGUGAAGGGAGCUUUUGGUGUGCGGGGCCUGAAGGGCAACAAAGGGGAGAAGGGAGAAGAUGGAUUCCAUGGCUUCAAGGGGGACCUGGGACCCAAGGGGGACAGGGGGGAGCAGGGCCCGUUGGGGCCCCGUGGUGAGGAUGGGCCUGAGGGGAUGAAGGGAGAGACGGGAAUGAUGGGAGAGCCUGGAGGCACUGGUCCUACGGGAGAGAAGGGCCGGCUCGGUGUUCCAGGUCUCCCAGGCUAUCCUGGGCGCCAGGGGCCCAAGGGAUCCACCGGCUUUCCUGGUGCUGUGGGGCUGGAGGGAGAGAAGGGCAAGAGGGGCAAGGCUGGCCAGGCCGGACCAAUGGGGCAGCGAGGCCCCCCGGGUAUCCCAGGGGAUCGAGGUCUUCCUGGUCCCACAGGAAAACCUGGACCCAAAGGAGACCCUGGCCAUGAUGGAGCCCCCGGGGCAGUGGGAGAGAAGGGUCCUCCAGGUCCAGAGGGACCCAGCGGCUUCCCGGGUACCAAAGGACCCCCUGGUCCUUCCGGGAAGGAUGGAUUGCCAGGACACCCAGGCCAGCGUGGAGAGACGGGCUUCCAUGGCCGCACCGGCCCCCCUGGCCCCACAGGGGUGGUGGGACCCCAGGGGAAAUCAGGAGGGACCGGAUCCAUGGGGGAGAGGGGGCACCCAGGCCCCCCAGGCCCCCCCGGUGAUCAGGGCCUGCCUGGAGCCGCCGGCCGAGAGGGAGCCAAGGGUGAUCCCGGUCCCGCCGGCAUUCCCGGGAAGAGCGGCCCCACUGGUAUCCAUGGUUUUCCUGGCCCACGAGGAGCAUCCGGAGCCACGGGCCCUCCGGGAUUGAAGGGUUGGGAAGGACCCCCCGGGCCCCCUGGACCCACAGGCCCCCCCGGAGAGCGAGGUCCAAUGGGAGCUGCUGGAAGCAUCGGGAUGCCCGGCCGGGGGGGGGCACAGGGACCUCCCGGUCCCAUAGGAGAGAAGGGGUCCCCAGGUGAGCGCGGGGCCAUGGGUCCGGCUGGGCAGGAUGGGAUCCGAGGUCCCAUGGGAAUGCCGGGUCCGGGGGGGCCCCCCGGUCCCUCGGGAGAAGAUGGGGAUAAGGGCGAGAUGGGGCUCCCUGGCCAGAAAGGCAGCAAAGGGGACAAGGGCGAUGGGGGUCCCCCAGGACCCCCAGGAAGCCAAGGACCCAUUGGGCAUCCCGGGCCUGCGGGAGCCGAUGGGGAGCCGGGAGGUCGAGGACAACAGGGAAUGCUUGGGCAGAAAGGGGAGGAAGGAUCCCGGGGUCACCUCGGCCUGAGCGGCCCCCCUGGCCUGCAGGGAAUGCCGGGUGCUCCGGGGGAGAAGGGUGAGAAUGGAGACGUGGGUCCUAUGGGCCCCCCUGGAGCACCAGGACCCCGUGGACCACAAGGACCCAAUGGUGCUGAGGGGCCUCAGGGAAUGCCGGGCGGUGUGGGACAACUGGGAGCUGUGGGAGAUAAGGGGGAGCCGGGAGAAGCCGGAGAUCCGGGAAUACCGGGAGAGCCUGGAGCAGCCGGUGCCAAAGGAGAUGUGGGGGAGAAGGGGGAUGUGGGGCAGUCUGGAGCUGCUGGACCCCCCGGCAAGAAGGGGCCACCGGGAGAGGAUGGAGCCAAAGGGGAGCUGGGUCCCAUUGGAUUUCCUGGGGAUCCUGGUCCCCCUGGAGACCCUGGUGUGCCGGGUCUGGACGGAGCUGCUGGAGACAAGGGUGACAGUGGGGACCCCGGCCUGCCUGGUCCUCCGGGUGCCUCAGGGGAGCCAGGCCCCCCAGGCCCCCCCGGCCGCAGGGGACCCAUAGGAUCCAUGGGGCGCGAGGGCCGUGAGGGCGAGAAGGGGGAUAAGGGACAUCCCGGCACCGAAGGGCCACCGGGGAAGCCGGGUCCUAUAGGAGCUCAGGGAGCACCGGGACAAGCGGGAGCCAAUGGGAUGCGCGGGAUCCCGGGAUCUGCGGGGGAUCAAGGGAUGAUGGGGGCGCCGGGACAGGUGGGACCCCCUGGCCCCAUGGGUCCUGUGGGGCUGCCUGGCCUCAAAGGAGACCCCGGCCACAAAGGAGAUAAGGGCCACGCUGGCCUCAUUGGCAUCAUUGGACCCCCAGGAGAGAUGGGGGAGAAAGGAGACCAGGGGCUCCCUGGCAUCCAGGGCCCCCCCGGACCCAAAGGGGACCCUGGCCUGGCUGGACCCAUGGGCCCCCCCGGCCCCCCUGGGCCCCCCGGGCUCUCGGGUCCCUUGGGCCAGAAGGGUUCCAAAGGAUCCCCGGGUGCUCUUGGUCCCCGAGGUGACGCAGGGCCCCCCGGCCCCCCAGGACCACCAGGCCCCCCGGCCGAGCUCUUGGAGCCGCUGCCCCCCAGCGGGUACCGGAGGCACCGCAGGGCGAGCGCAGGGCUCGGGAGGGACCGGGCCGAGCCCCCCCCGGCUCCCGAAGGGCUGGAGGAGGCUUUGGCAUCGCUCCGCUCCCUCCGCACCGAACUGGAUCAGCUCCAGAGGCCCUUGGGCACCGCCGAGAGCCCCGCACGGGUCUGCAGCGAGCUCCGGCUCUGCCACCCGCACCUGGGCGAUGGGGAAUACUGGAUUGAUCCCAACCAGGGCUGCUCCCGUGAUGCCUUCCGGGUGUUCUGCAACUUCACGGCGGGUGCUGAGACCUGCCUGUUCCCGGCCAAGGAGCUGGAGAUGGUCCGCUUGGCUGCUUGGAGCAGGGAGAAGCCAGGGACGUGGUUCAGCACCUUCAAACGGGGCCAGAAGUUUUCCUAUGUGGAUGUGGAUGGGAACACUGUGGCCGUGUCCCAGCUCAACUUCCUGCGGCUGCUGAGCACCAGCGCCCGUCAGAACAUCACCGUCAGCUGCCAAAACGCUGCCGUUUGGUUCGAUGCCAGCACCGGCACCUUCACCAGGGCCCUGCGCUUCCAUGCAUCCAAUGGCGAGGAGCUGGGAUACCGGCACCCGGCAGCACCCAUCCGGGCCCUGCAUGACGGCUGCCAGGAUCGGCGCGGCCGGGAGCAGACGGUGCUGGAAGUGGCCUCAUCCUGCUUGGAGCUGUUCCCUCUGCUGGAUGUGGCCGUGCCUGACUUCGGAGGCACCAACCAGAAGUUCGGCUUCCAACUGGGCCCCGUCUGCUUCCGGGGCUGAUGCGCACGGGAUGGGAUGGGACCGGGAAUGCUGAUCCAGGGAAUACUCAGGACUCGGAGCUGCCCCUUCUGACCCUUAUUUAUACAGAGGGGGUUCAAGACACCCCCUUUCCCCAUGGUGCUACAACGCUCCCAUAGUGAAGCACUGGAUGUGCCCUUGGUGAAGCCCAUCCCGGUAUUCCCGAAGAUGGGAUGGGUUGAACCUCCUCGUGCUGGGGGAUGGGAA